AUGGGGGUCAGCGACGGGAAGCUGCGCUACGUCCAAGUGUCCAACAGAGACGACAGGUCCAGCGUGAUCCUUUCCUUCUCGCUGGAUGACGAGACCUACAGCUGGGCGCUGGAUCAUUCAGCUCAAAUUACAGAUCGGCGCGACCGCUGCCAUGUUCAGAUUGCUGCCAUAAAUCCAUUCAAAGCCAACCUUGUGUACCUCCAGCAUGGUGGCACUGUCAUUGCCAUGGACCUGGCUAACAAAAAGGAGAUCUGGAGGAGUUCCCUUCCACAAGAAAUCUUCUUUGAAAAUUUGCUCCGCGGUAGUUCUCUUGUUCCGUGCGCGCUCCCAACAUGGCUUGCCACAAGCCAGAUCCCCUCUUCUGCAGGAACCAUUUCAACAAGCAACAAGGCCGAUUGCAAAAAGAAGACUUUGGCAGACAUGCCGGUUCGCGUAGACAGCUAA
This is a messenger RNA of Triticum turgidum subsp. durum (durum wheat), 444 nucleotides long. The record is from the annotation of a GenBank genome assembly. Lineage: Eukaryota; Viridiplantae; Streptophyta; Magnoliopsida; Poales; Poaceae.